This is a messenger RNA of Anopheles gambiae (African malaria mosquito), 2727 nucleotides long. It is a transcript of the gene Set8, whose product is annotated as histone-lysine N-methyltransferase Set8. Bases 758 to 2485 code for a protein of 575 amino acids. NCBI's taxonomy places the organism in Eukaryota, Metazoa, Arthropoda, Insecta, Diptera, Culicidae. Gene Ontology annotation, molecular function: protein binding; histone H4K20 methyltransferase activity. The record is from RefSeq and is a predicted model, not a curated record. The transcript has 5 exons.
CAAAAAACACAUGGAGCUGUCAAAUUCAGAGGAAUCGCGUACUGCGAAUUCGCGUAUAUCGAGUAUCGCGUACUGCGGAUAAUUGCUGUACUGCGAAUUCGCGUAUAUCGAGUAUCGCGUACUGCGGAUAAUUGCUGUACAUAUCGAACAGAGUCGUAUCUGUUUCUCUCGUUCGAUUGGUCCCAGAGCGCCGCCUAAUCUAGAAAAGCGUCUUUUGUAUACCUGAUGAUCUUAAUGUAUCGUAAAUCAUCCAGCUGUUACCUUAGUGAACCUUGAUAUGGUUUAUGGAAUGGUAUGACAGACCCGCCUGACGAAUUCUUGAUUGCAUCGAGAUUUGCUAAUAGUUGUUCUUGAAGCUGGUUUUAUGUGUAAUAUAAUAACUGUAUUUUGAUUUCGUUAGGCGAGUGAUUCUUGAUUUGGAGAAUUAAUUCCUUUAAAUUAAACGUGCAUCCGACGAGGCACCAAGGCAGCUUAGAACGGUGACAAUUGGCUGAGAAAAGAAAAGGAAGAAGAAAGGAUGCCACUUCAAUUAGCAACGCGUAUCUUAAUCAAAGGGUAGAACUGAGCCAUAGUAGUUCAAUGAAAAGAAUUGUGUUUAUCCUGUUGACUGAAUCGUUGCAAAGUGACAAUAAGCUUUAUUUUUGUGUAAAAUUUUACACACUUUUAAUUGCCUAAAAUUUACAUAGCUAAGUUGUCUUAGUUUAAGCGUGUCAAAAAAAAAAGGACAAAGGCUUUUCCUAGACGGUACUAAGGAAAAAUGCUGAAAGGUCGACGGACGCGCAAUGCUGAAAAAAAAAAUGCUAAUCUUGUUCAUGAUGACACAGCCAGUCCAAAGCGAAAGGAUAUUAAAUACACACAUGAAGAUAGUAACAAUCCUGUCGCAAAUAUUGAACAGCGAAAUAAUACCUCGGUUUGUGACGAGCCUAUGAAGCUUCGUGGCGGCCGCGUGAAGAUGGCGGACAUAUCUAAAUAUUUGGAAAAAAAAAAUGAUUCUAACAUUACCGAAAAAUCUAUAACACUGGUACAAUCAAAGAGCAACUUAGAUAUAACAGAUGAAAACGUUUGUGAAAUUGUUGAGGCUCAACUUUUGGAAGCAAGCAUUAGUUUUUCAGAUGCUACACUAACAAGAAACAAUUUUGUAGAUCCAAAAAAAUCGAAAAAUAACAAUAUUUUUCUUCAGGAGCCAGUCCUACACUUAAACUUCGCCAAAAUAUCAAACCCUUCAUCUCGAACUUUAAGUAUGGUGCAAAAUUCUAUUUUAACACAACAAGAUGUAAAAACUGGUCUCUUCACAACACCAUCGCAACCAAAGAUAAAUUCAUUCUGGAAAGAAGUUACUCUGACCAGGAACAUCAAAGGCACAAAUGAUGAGAAAGAACGAUCAUCAAUGAGCAAUAAUGAACAACAUAUAUUAGAUCUGUCUAAACCAACACAAGUAACCCAAAUUGAUUCUACUACUACUGCGGAAAAUGUAUCGACCGAUGACGAUAAUUCGUGCGAUAGCGGUGAUAGCGGCGUUAUUCUGUCAGGAACUAACGGAACCAUUACUAUGUCCCUCACAAAUAAUCAAACAAAUUUGUCAGCAUGUGCUGAGCAGAUAGGUGAGGCUGAGAAUCGAAAGAAACCGGCCACCCCGCAUCGUAUUCUUUGUCCUUCACCUACAAAAAAUGCUAUCAUAUACCUUCAAAGCCCGCCUGGACUUCUCAAUAAUUCUUCGUCAGGAAAAAGCCGUAACAAACGACAGGCUGGCAACAAUAAAACUCGUAAAAGACUUAAUAGCAAGGAUGCAGAAAAUGGUGUUGCAGCUACAGAAGAAAUUAAAGAAAUGAAACCUGAACAAUUACAUGAUGUUGCGAAUGCUGCUCGUGAUUCAGCUGUUCCGAUCGAGCUGAAUAAAAAUAUUGUACAUCAAAACCGGAAAAUAGUUGUUGGAUCAGCAAAUUUUAAACCUGGAUGUAACAAAAAAAUUACAGAAUAUUAUCCAAUCAGGCGAAGUGUACGCAAAACAAAGAAAGAAGUACAAGUUGAACGAGAUCGUGAUAUUGAACGAGCCAUUAAGGAAGGGCGUGAAGAUGGACUCAAGAUCGAAUAUUUUGAAGGAAAGGGUCGAGGCAUCGUUACAACGAGGAGCUUUGCGAAAGGAGAAUUUGUAGUAGAAUAUAUUGGCGACCUUAUAAGUGUUGCCGAAGCAAAACAACGAGAACAAGUUUAUUCUAAGGAUGAUAGUACAGGAUGCUACAUGUACUACUUCAGGCACAAGAACGUACAGCACUGUAUUGAUGCGACAGCAGAAAGUGGAAAGCUCGGACGGUUAGUAAACCAUUCCCGGAAUGGAAAUUUGGUUACCAAAACCGUGCCCAUCAAUAAUCGGCCGCACCUUGUUUUAAUUGCCAAAGAAGAUAUUGAAAAGGGUGUAGAAGUGACAUACGAUUAUGGUGACCGUUCAAAAGAAGCAUUACUUCAUUAUCCAUGGUUAGCAUUAUAAUUUAAAUAAGAUAGUAAAAUGUAACUUAUUUGUCCUCUUUUGUGCGUCUAUAUAAAACUGUUCGUGCUGUGGGUUUCCAUAGUGCUAAGAAAUAUUAGAAAUGUCAACCUCGGUAUUACAGAGAUAGGAGGAAGAAUUGAUUAUCAUUGAUUAUCUGCCAUCUUGUUUUAAAAUAUAAGUCUAUCCAUAUUUCAACAAAAAUAUAACAAAAAAAAUCUUCAAUCAAAUUUAAACAUAAAUGA